Chondrus crispus (carragheen) is the source of this 528-nucleotide messenger RNA. RefSeq lists its product as hypothetical. The transcript has a single exon. The record is from RefSeq and is a predicted model, not a curated record. Bases 1 to 528 code for a protein of 175 amino acids. NCBI's taxonomy places the organism in Eukaryota, Rhodophyta, Florideophyceae, Gigartinales, Gigartinaceae.
AUGUACAAGCCGGUGGCGUGCACGUGCCCAGACCCCGGGCGCAGCGACUGCAACCUGUGCUCGAAGCUGCACUUCAUGCGGGACCUAUUGAUGCAGGAGCGGGAGUUUGUGUUUCUAGACAGCGACGUGACAGUGCUGCAUCGGGACUUUCUGGAGCGGCUGGCGAUUCGUGCGCGCGGCUUCGACUUUCUGGCGUCGUACGGGUUUGCGGUGCCGUGCGCGACGAAGUUGAUGAGGCCGUUCAACUCAGGGGUGUUCUUCAUGCGGUGGAUCGAGGGCGUCGACUACCAGAAGCUGCUGCGGCUCCCGUGGGAACUGCGGUCUAACAACGAUCAGAACGCGCUGUCCGCGUUCGUGCAGCGCGAGUACCGCGAGUGGGACGUGCUCGGCAUGCAGUGGCACUGCAGGUUUCUAGCGGGGGGUGAGGUGCGGAUCCCUGCGGAGAGGUGCUACACGGUGCAUGGGCGGGGCCCGGUGGUGAAGGAGGUGAUGGAAAGGGCGAAUCGGACGUGGCUAAAGGUUGGGUGA